GUCACAAAGUUGUCAAGACUCAUUGAGAGAGAGAGAGAGAGUGAGGCUAAGAACAAUUUAGGUGGGAAUAACCAUGGUGAUAAUAGCAUCCAAGAGAAUGGGGUCGAUGAUGCUCGUGGCGGCUCUAAUAUUAUGGUCGUCUGUCGGUGCCGAUGCUGACGCGCACAUACUUUUGUCGCGCAGGUGGAAGUGUAUAUUCCAUUGUUGGUAUCGACCUGACCCAGUUGGAUGCUUUCACAGUUGCUAUGAUCGUGUAGGAGGGUCCUUGACAUUCGCGGCAUCAGAGCACUGCGAUAUCGGUUGUUUCGUAUCUACUUGCCUUGCCUACCAUCUAGACACCAAGAAAGUUGGACUGGACGUGAACAAGGUUGGAGCUUGUGCGGAUUCAUGCUCUCAAAGUUGCCAAAAGACUUAUUCAUUACACUAAAGUCAUUGAACUUAUGUAAUGCUUUGUGGUUUCAUUGCUCAACUAAUAAAAAGUUCCGUAUUAAUUUUCUA
Syzygium oleosum is the source of this 498-nucleotide messenger RNA. RefSeq lists its product as uncharacterized. The coding region runs from base 74 to 427 and encodes 117 amino acids. The record is from RefSeq and is a predicted model, not a curated record. The transcript has 2 exons. Lineage: Eukaryota; Viridiplantae; Streptophyta; Magnoliopsida; Myrtales; Myrtaceae.